AGGAUUGAGCGCGAGAGAGAGAGAGAGAAAAGCCGGCUCCGCCAUCUUGGAAAAUAACCGUCCUCCUCCAUUAUCGGCGAUAACACACACGCACACACCAUCACCCACCCCCCCCACCCCCUUCUCCCUCUCUCCCUCCCCCCUCCCCAACCCCCUCCCUUCAAAUCCCCGAGCGGCAAAAGAGAGCCGGGCGCCCGGGCGAGACGGAUUGAGGUGGAUUGAGGGCGGAUGGCCCCGGCGUCGGUCGCGGGGAGGGAGAGAGGAGAGGAGAGGGAAGCCUGAGGCCUGCACGGACCGCCCGCCCGCGCGAGCGCCCAGCGACGAUCAUCGGCCGCCGCCAUUUUGCACCAAACACGGGGACGGUCAUCGGGAGAUAUAAAUAUUUCUACUGGGGGCCCCUCCGUUUCUUUCCUAAGUUCCUGGAAUGUCCUGGGAUACACUAGGACCCGUGUCGUAUCUUAACCAAACAUCGUGGAAGGAGAGAUUACAGACCUCAGGGAGACUGCACAGCAUCCAGGUGGGGUGUUCUUCAGUGGCAUCGAGCAGAGGCUGGGUCAGCAGGGGACCCAGUACCUGGACAGCUCGUCCCCGAGACCGGCUGUCCAGAAUGUGGUCAGCACCCAGUAUGCCCUGCAGCAGGUCCCCGGCACUUUGGCCACGCUGGAGUUCACGGAGGGUCUCAGCAUCAGCGGUGGAGCUGGUGGGUGUAAGAUGCAGACCAACUCUCCUCUACACUACAACACACACCACAAUCAGAUUGCACACAGCAAGGAGAGAAUGACUGGCAGCAGCCCAGUCUCGCCUGCUUCCUCGCCGGCCUCCAGCGCCGGCGGCUCCCCCGCUCACGUGGGGUCGCUCACCAAUGACUCGCUGGACGGACCGGCCGCCUUCGCCUCGCCCAAGCUGCCGGCGGCGGCGGAGGAGCUGGCCUGCGGGCUGUGGGUGCCUGACCUCGGGCCCUGCUGUAACCAGGCCGUGAAGGGGCAGGCCUGGGACAAGGCACACGCUGAGAUAGCGGAGCAGGCCAAGCAUGAGGCCAAGAUUGAGCAUCGUAUCGCUGAGCUGCGGCGGGAGGGCCUGUGGUCCCUGAAGAGACUGAACCGGGUCCAGGAAGCUGCCAGGCCCAAGUCCCACUGGGACUACCUGUGUGAGGAGAUGCAGUGGCUGUCGGCCGACUUCGCCCAGGAGCGCCGCUGGAAGCGUGGCGUCGCCAGGAAGGUGGCCCGCACAGUCCUGCGUUUCCACGAGGAGCAGAGACAGAAAGAGGAGAAGGCCAAGAGGGACGAACAGGUCAAGCUGCGGCGGAUUGCUGCCUCCAUCGCCAAAGAUGUCAAGCAGUUCUGGACCAACGUGGAGAAGGUGGUGCAGUUCAAGCAGCAGUCCCGCCUGGAGGAGAAGCGGAAGAAGGCCCUGGACCUGCAGCUGGACUUCAUCGUGGGCCAGACUGAGAAAUACUCGGACCUGCUGAGCCAGAGCCUCAACGAGUCGCUGCCGGCCAGCAAGCCCGGCUCCUCCCAGCUCGGUUCCUCCCUGGCUGGCUCGGCACCUUCCACACCUCCCGUCUCCGGCUCGGCCACCGAGGAUGAAGACUUCCAGCCCCAUGAGGAGGAGGACGACGAGGAGACGAUAGAGGUGGAGGAGAAGCAGGCCGGCAACGACGACGAGACCCGGCGGCGGGAGAUAGAGCUGCUGCGGCGGGAGAGCGAGCUGCCCCUGGACGAGUUACUGCGCUCGUUGCCUGCCGGCCUGGUGGAGCAGGAGGGCGACAACGAUGAGGAGGAGGAGGAAGAGAGUGGCGAGAGCAGCGGUAGUGAGUCCUCAGAAGAACACAGGCCCAGGAGGGCGUUCCAGAACGCGCACCGAUUCCCAACAAAGGAUAAACACGGGAGAGAGGCCAAUGACGAGGAGUUUACAGCGGACGAGCGUGAAGCUGAGGAUGAGGAGGAGACCAUCGAGAUGGAGGAGGCGCUGGAAGGUGAGGUGGAUCACAAAGAGGAGCUCGAUGACCUCGCCAAGGAAAGUGUGAUGCCUGUGGAAGACUUGCUGAGGAAGUACACCGGGGCUUUCUCUGAUUCCUUCGAGACACCAGAUUCUGACUCUGAUGACAGUUCAGACUCGGAGGAGGAAGAUGACGAGACUACCACGGAAUAUGAGGAGGAGGAAGAAAGCAGCAGCUCAUCAGGCUCUGAGGACUCGAGUGCCACGGAUGAGGACGAGGAUGAAGAUGAGGACGAUGACGAGGAGGACGACCCUGAUGAGGACAUUGGGGUGGAGUACCUGAUCCAGGGGGAGGAUGGAGAUGGCGAGCUGAACCGGGAACUGGCCCCAGGCGACGCCAGGGGGCCCAAGAAGGAGAUCACCGACAUCGCGGCUGCUGCAGAAAGCCUCCAGCCCAAGGGCUACACCUUGGCCACAACCCAGGUGAAGACCCCCGUCCCCUCACUACUGCGUGGGACCCUCCGUGAGUACCAGCACAUCGGCCUCGACUGGCUGGUCACCAUGUACGAGAAGAAGCUCAACGGGAUCCUGGCCGACGAGAUGGGCCUCGGCAAAACCAUCCAGACCAUCGCCCUGCUCGCCCACCUGGCGAUAGAGAAAUGCAACUGGGGUCCCCACCUGAUCAUCGUGCCCACGAGUGUGAUGCUCAAUUGGGAGAUGGAGUUCAAACGUUGGUGCCCCUCCUUCAAGAUCCUUACCUACUACGGUGUGCAGAAGGAGCGGAAACUCAAACGCCAGGGCUGGACCAAGCCAAAUGCCUUCCACGUCUGUAUCACCUCGUACAAACUGGUGCUCCAGGAUCACCAAGCGUUCCGCCGCAAAAACUGGAAAUAUAUGAUCCUGGACGAGGCCCAGAACAUCAAAAACUUCAAGUCCCAACGCUGGCAGUCACUCCUCAACUUUAACAGCCAGCGUCGCCUCCUGUUGACUGGGACGCCGUUGCAGAACAGCCUGAUGGAGCUCUGGUCCCUCAUGCACUUCCUGAUGCCGCACGUCUUCCAGUCACACCGAGAGUUCAAGGAGUGGUUCUCCAACCCGCUGACGGGCAUGAUCGAGGGCAGCCAGGAGUACAACGAGAACCUCGUCAAGAGGCUACACAAGGUUCUCCGACCGUUCCUCCUCCGCAGGAUCAAAGUGGAUGUGGAGAAACAGAUGCCAAAGAAAUAUGAGCACGUGGUGCAGUGUCGCCUCUCCAAACGGCAGCGGUACCUGUACGACGACUUCAUGUCCCAGGCUUCCACCAAGGAGACGCUGGAGACGGGCCACUUCAUGAGUGUCAUCAACAUCCUGAUGCAGCUCCGGAAGGUGUGCAACCACCCGAAUCUCUUUGACCCCCGGCCCAUCCACUCCCCCUUCAUCACCCGGGGCAUCUGCUACACCACCGCUUCCUGCGUCGUCCGGGUCCUGGAGCACCAACCCUUCAAGCAGGUGGAUCUGAGCAUCUUCGACCUGAUCAACAUCGAAGGUCGGCUGUCCCGCUAUGAGUCUGAAGUCUUCCUGCCCAAACACACGGUCACCAAGAAGCUGAUUGAGGAGAUUGCUGAUGCUCCCGAUCCCCCUCCCCGUCCCAAACCUGUCCGCAUGAAGGUCAACAGGAUGCUGCAGCCCAACCAGAAGCCUGACGGCCGGACAGUGUUGCUGGUGAACAGUCCCCGGCCCCCAGCCCCGGCAGUGCAGUCUGCCCCCCAGCCCCAGCCGCGGCCCUCGGGAGGCGGGGUGGCAGAGCUGCUCCAUACCGUCCAGGGAGGGACCGCCUCGCUCCAGACGGUGGUCAGUCCAGUCAGCCAGACUGUCAUCCCCUCGCAGGGUUUGUCGACGACUCCUCUGAGCCUCCCCCUGGCGGCAGCAGGUCCUCCCCGGACCGUCCUCGCCCACAGCCGGCCUCCGGUUCCCUCGGCUCACGUCACCACCCUCCCCGUGAACGCAGCCCGGCCUUUCCCGCUCUCGGCGCUGAGGGUGGCCCCAGCCUUGCAGCAGCAGCAACCGGGCACGGCGGCGUACACCGUGCAGGGGGCGGUGGCGGCCGCCUCCUCCUCUGUCCUGGCACACCCUCCCCCUCCUCCCCCUCCCCCACCCCCUCCUCCUCCCCCACCCCCUCCUGCAGCCGCUCUCUCCUCCUCCUCUCCUGUCGGCCUGCCGCAGCGCUUCGUCCUUUCCCCAGACCUCCAGGCCCGACUGCCCACGGGCGAGGUGGUGAGUAUCGGUCAGUUGGCAUCUCUGGCUAACCAGCAGUCCGGCCACCCGGUCAAUCCAGGCAGCAAGCCCGUCACCUUCCAGAUCCAGGGCAACAAGCUGACGCUGGCGGGAGCCCAAGUCCGGCAAGUGGCUGUCAGCCAGCCUCGGCAGCUGCAAGGUAACAUGGUUCACUUGGUGUCGACUGGCAGGCAUCACAUCAUCGGGCAGCCUGCCCAGCUCGCGCUCAUUCAGGCCAUGGCACAGCAGGCUGCCCAGCCGGCAGUGGGAAUCCAGGCACCGCUGCAGACGGUCACCGGGACUCAGUCUGCCAUCUCCACCGCUGCUGCUUCGCCUGGGCUGGCAGUGCCAAUCGCAGCUGCACAGGUCCCUGCGUCAGUGGUGACCACCUCCAGCGUGGUGAAGAUUGUGGUUCGCCAGGCGCCCAAGGAAGGCUUCCCGCUGGCCGUGCACUCGCCGCGACCCCUCGCCGUCUCCGCCGCCCGCUUCCCGGCCACCGUGGUGAGCCCGGGCCGUGUCCAGCUGCCCGUGGGCGCGCUCACCCUCACCACGGCUGCUCCCCGCCCGGUGCUGAGGGUGCUUCACACACCGCCUGUGAACACUGAGCAAGCUGCUCCCACUGUGACCCGGCUGGUGGUGUCCAGUCCCAACCAGGUUGAGAAGGAAGACUGCGAGCUGCCGACGUUACGGCCGGUGAUCGCCCGUCCGGCGGCCGCUCCAACUCCGGUCGAGCCGGUCACCACGUCUACCUCACUGGCUGCCCUCCGGCCCAGGCGGCACCAGGCGCAGCCCGUCAAGUCCCCCUUCAAACUGGAGGCCCUGGAACAGAAGCGCAGGCAGCAUCGGCAAGAGCGGCUGGAACGGAUCGUGGCGGUGAACGACCGCCGGUGUGCAGCCGCCCCGGUCUACGGCAGCGAGCUACUGCGGCUGUGUGCCUUCGUGGAGCAGGCCCGCUCAGUGGGGGUGGAUAGCCCCCCCGAGGGCACGGGCUGGCGGGGCCUGGGCUACGCUCACUGCCUGGCCGCCCAGGUCAGCAGGGAGGCGCGGCAGCCUGAGGCGUACUGGAGGAGCACACGGGCGCUGGGCGCAGCUGUCCACAACCCUGAGGAACGCCUCGAGGAACUCGCAGACAUCAUUGACAGGUUUAUUUUUGUUAUACCUCCUGUGGAGGCCCCGGCAAUCCAAAUGCACGUGUCGCACCCUCACCCGUCCUCCCUGCACCAGCAGUUCCUGCUGGCCGAUGCACUACACCGGGAGCUCUCGCCCAGGACGAGCCGGCUCCAUCGCACCAUCUGUAACAUGAGGACCCAGUUCCCUGACCUGCGGCUGAUUCAGUACGACUGCGGCAAGCUGCAGGUGCUGGAUGUCCUGCUCCGACAGCUGAAGAUGGGCGGUCAUCGCGUGUUGCUGUUCACACAGAUGACCCGCAUGCUGGACAUUCUCGAGCAGUUCCUCAACUUCCACGGUCACAUCUACCUGCGACUGGACGGCAGCACCAAGGUGGAGCAGCGUCAGAUUCUGAUGGAUCGAUUCAACGCUGACAAACGCAUCUUCUGCUUCAUCCUGUCGACCCGCAGCGGUGGGGUCGGGGUUAAUCUCACCGGCGCUGACACGGUGCUGUUCUACGACAGUGACUGGAACCCCACCAUGGACGCCCAGGCACAGGAUCGCUGUCACCGCAUCGGGCAGACCCGAGAUGUGCACAUCUACAGGUUGAUCAGCGACCGGACGGUGGAGGAGAACAUCUUGAAGAAAGCCAAUCAGAAACGGAUGUUGGGAGACCUAGCCAUCGAAGGAGGCAAUUUCACCACCGCCUUUUUUAAAGAGCAGACUAUCCGAGAGCUGUUUGACCUGCCCACGGAGGAGCCGAAGAAGGAGCUGGCCCCCCUGACGUUACCCCCCUCACAGCCCGAAGAGGAGGAUUCCAUGUCGGCUAAGCAGACUCUCAUCCUGGAGCAGGCGCUGUGCAGAGCGGAGGAUGAGGAGGAUAUCCAAGCUGCCUCACAGGCCAAGGCAGAGCAGGUGGCUGAGCUGGCUGAAUUCAAUGAGAACAUCCCCCUGGACGGAGAGGACAGCUCUACGCGAGAGGACGAGGAGGAGUUGUCCAAAGCCGAGCAGGAGAUUGCAGCGUUGGUCGAGCAGUUAACACCGAUAGAGCGAUACGCCAUGAACUACCUGGAGGCCUCCCUCGAAGCAAUCAGCAAGGAGGAGCUGAAGCAGGCUGAGGAACAAGUGGAGGCAGCCAGGAAGGACCUGGACCAGGCCAAGGACGAGGUGUGGAAGUGGACGGAGGACGAUGAGAACCGGCUGAACGAGGAGCUGCGGCUCAAGAGGCAGAAGAAGGCUCGCCAUCCACCCAAGGCCCAGGGCGAGAGGCUGGGCACGCGGACCAGCGAGAGGCUGAGGGGCGCUCGCAAACAGCAGCUGCAGCCUCCCCGGGAGCCGUCACCGGCGAAGCCCACGGUGGUCUGUGGGCCCCUGAGUUACGAGGGUCCGGUGUCCAGCCGUGACCUUCAGAUCCACAUCAGCGCCGAGCUGCCUGAGGAGCUGUUCGAGGAUGAGCCUCCGCCAGCCCCCAUCCGUGAGGAGCUGCCCCCUCCAGAUCCAGCCCCCCCGGCCUCUCCCUCUUCACCCACUGCAGGCCCCCUCACCAACGGGCACACCGCCCUGCCUCAGGGGAUGACCCGGCAACAGGGGGCCCAGAACCCACCUUCCCCCGAUCUGCCCCCUGACAGCCCCUGGCCUGAGGAGCUUCGGGGUCAGAGGGCCGAGGGGGAGCCGCUGCCUCUGCCCCAAAACCCAAGGACACUCGUGCCCCUGGAGACGGCAGGUGAAAGGUCGGAGGAGCUUGUGUCUAUGGCGUCCGUCACCCUGGAGACGGGAGGCGGGGGGUCCAAGGUGGAGGAGAGCCUCCCUGUGAUUCCUGUCGCCCCGGAGAUGGCAGGUGAAAGGUCAGAGGAGAACCUCCCCGGGACUGUUGGCACCGUGGAGACAGGAGGUGGAAGGUCGGAGGUGGAGGAGCAUCACCUGGGUGCCACAGUCACCAUGGAGAUGGGGAGUGAAAGGUCAGAGGUGGAGUACUACCAGCUGGGUGCCUCAGUUACUGUGGAAAUGGGAGGUGAAAGGUCAGAGGUGGUGGAGGACCCCUUGGGCGCAUCGGUCACCGUGGAGACAGGAGGUGAAAGGUCGGGGGUGGAGGAGCACCACCUGGGAGCGUCAGUCACCGUGGAGACGGGAGGUGAAAGGUCAGAGGUGGACGAUCAUUUCACAAGGACAUUGGUUGCCCCAGAAACAGGUGGUGAAAGGUUGCAGGUGAAGGAUCAGCACGAAGGGACGUCGGUCACCAUGGUGAUGGGAGGUGAAAGGUCAGAGGUGGAGGAACACCUCCCAAAGACAAUUGGCACCACGGAGGUGGGAGGUGAAAGGUCAGAGAUGGAGGAGCACCUCCCAAGGACAUUGGUCUCCAUGGAAACGGGAGGUGAAAUGUCAGAGCUGGAAGAUCGUCUGCUGACCUCUGCCAGCCCGGAGAUGAAAGUUGAGAGGUUAGAGGUGACACCUCUCUCCAGGACCUUGCUCACUGCAGAGUUAGGAGGUGAGAGGUCACUGGAGGAGGAGGAGGUGCAGUUCCCUGCUGUUGGGAGUGAGCAGGCGGACUCCAGCUGCAGUGUGAGCCCUGCCAUUGGACCAGGGAGUCCAGUCAGUCAGCUGGCUCCCUGUGGUGUCUCUGAGCCUGUGGGAGUGAGCAGGACUCCCAGCCCCGGCAAGAAACUGGAACCAAGGCAGCUGGUGGCACCGUCGGGCCCUGGUACCGGGGGCAGGGGCAGGAGACCAAGGAGGACGGCCGACCAGGACCUAGUCCAUGGACCCGGGGCUCCCGGUGACGUUCAGCUGGCUGCCACCGUCCUGCGCAAGGUCCCGGGCCGUGUCAACGUCAUCGUGGAGCGGCGGGAGCCUGCCAAGCGACCGCGGCGGGUGGCUCGGCUGGAGGAGGGAGCUGGCCAGGUCUCUCCACCUGCCCUUCCCGCGCCGAGGAGCGAGGGGGUAGCUGCAGAUCCCCAGCCCUGUCCCGCCAAGAGACGGCGUCCGGCUGAGCCAGACAGUGGCCCCGGGCCGGGGCGGGCUGCUCGCUCCCAGGACCGGGAUCUCAGGCGGAGACCCCCCGGGGGCGCACCCUCCCCCUCCUGCCCUCCCCCUCCUCCCCCCUCCUCCACCUUCUCGCCACCUGCCUCCUCUCCAGCCAGCGAGGGUUCCCCCUCUCCCCCCGUGCACAGGUCCACCCGCCAACGGCCCGGCUGCCUCAUGCCCCCACUGGAACGCCGUCGGUACAAACCAAGGGGUCGCCGGGUUCCAGCAGCUUCCGCCGCCCGCCCCGAGGCUCCAGCCAGGGCCCGUGAGUCCGAGCCUCCCUCGACCUCCCGCUCGUCCUCCUCCUCCUCCUCAUCGUCGUCCUCUCCGUCCCCGUCCCCCUCUCCACCCACCAGCCCCGAUCGGUUCCUCCGUAGUCUGGCAGCUGCUGCCAAGAGUCCGGCCGCGAACACCCGCUCUGCCGGCAGCGUCCCUGCCCCGCCUCCCCCGGCCAAACGCAAGGGCCGCCCCCCUGCGGCCCGGCUCCCCCCGGCCAAGAGGCCGGCCCCAGGCCCGCCCCCCUCCACCCCUUCCCCCCUUCCUCCCGGCCCAGCCCCACGCAGGGGCCGGCCGCCCAAGAUCCAGCCCAGGAGAGGGCGCCCACCCAAGGUCCGGCCUCAGCCCCUUCCCCCUCCCCCUCCUGCUGCUGCUGCUCCCCCGCCCGGCCCACCACGCCGCCCCCGGGGCAGACCACCCUCCUCUCCCCCGAAGAGACGGGGGCGUCCCCCUCACAGUGCCACCGUGCUGGGCUCCCCCAGGCCUGGCCGGAAGCAGCAGGCCUGAGGGAGGGGGAACAGGCUUCACCUCACCUCGUCCCCGGGCUCAGGGCUGGGGAUAGCAGUGACUGACCCGGAGCUGUCAGGCAGGGCGCUGUGUGGGACUUGCCCUGUCCUUGGACCAAGGAAGCAGUUUGUGGCGUACAGGAGAGAAGCAGGGGGAGGGCUGUCUGCUCUCACCAACUCACCGUUACCUGGCUCUUGUUUUUCCACACGUUUGCUCCUUCCUCUCCCUCUCCCGCGCACCUCUCUCCUCCCUUCUCUGACCCAGUCGCAUCCUUCUCUGCUUCUCCCCCCGGCACUGUCUUGGUGCAGUAUCGGUUCAGUAUGAACAUGUGCAGCCCUCUGCCCCUCACGAGGGUUCUGUGCUUCUGUGCUCUCCUCCCCCCUGUCUCCAGCUCCAGCACGGUUGGCUUAUUCGUCUGUUCUUGGAAGUCAGCCCUUUAAACCAUCCCAUCAGGUACCCUGCAUGAUCUUCUGUGUCUUGUCUGCUCAUUCUCGCUGAGUUAGUGCAGAAGCUCUGUGUUGCUGCCUCCUUCCCUCUGUCUGCCUGUGUGUGUCUGUCUCUCUCUCACACCACAGGCCUGUCUGCACUCUGAUCUUGUAGCUCAUUUAUAGGGAUGUGUGUGUCAACACGCGUCCACCUGUGUGUCUCUCUGUCUUGUGCUCCCCUCUCUCUUUCUCGCCUACUGCCUUUGGGGAGAUCAGAUCGAUUGCCCUCUCCACUGCUCUGAUCAGGCCACCAUGCAGCCUGGGGCAGUAAAAUGUGAAGCCCCACCCCACCCCACCUCAUCGGGGGUGGCAAAGCUUACGUUAGUUUGGGGACGGGAGGGGUGGGUCUGACCAGCUGAAGAAGUAGCCUCCUCCUUUCCUGGGAGACAGAAACUGGUCUCUUCCCGAGCCUUCCUGUAAAUCCCCUCCCUGGCCGUCUUUUCUGUUUGACCUGAUAACGGUCUGCUUUCUGUGUCGCGGCGUCUUGCAGCCAAAAUCGGAGGCAGUCGUGGGAGAGCAUUUCAGGCGACCCCUCUGUCUCUGCCGCUCCCACGUUCCUCCCCCUCUCUCCGAUGAAUUCCCCCCCCCCCCCC
Molecule: messenger RNA, 10177 nt
Organism: Hemiscyllium ocellatum (epaulette shark)
Lineage: Eukaryota; Metazoa; Chordata; Chondrichthyes; Orectolobiformes; Hemiscylliidae
Gene: srcap
Product: Snf2-related CREBBP activator protein
Exons: 35
Coding region: 712-9099 (2795 amino acids)
Cellular component (GO): Swr1 complex
Molecular function (GO): ATP binding; ATP hydrolysis activity; ATP-dependent chromatin remodeler activity
Source: RefSeq, a predicted model, not a curated record